GAAUUCAGCCAUUGGAAAGUGAACAGCUUGGCUACAGAGAAGAGGGACGUUUUUAAGGCCCCCUUGCCGCUGGCGCCGGAAUUUCUACGCAACCUGAGGUUGCUGGGUCGAAGACCAAGUCUGCAGCAGAUCCACGAGAACUUGAUCAAGAAAUAUGGAACUCACUUUUUGGUGUCUGCUACGCUAGGAGGUAAGCAACUUCACAUACACCUACUCAGUGGCACUUAGCUCUAGGCUUCGUGGCUAAGGGAUGUUGUUACUCAUCUUGGUCUGUUCUCAAAAUUGCUUCAUCUCCUCAGAUAUUGAUCAUGUUGACUGCCUUAAAACAAACCAAAGGUUACUCAUACUGUAUAUAUUUAGUGUGCUCAUGAUAUCACUGUUGACAAGGUGGCAGGUAGGCUAGUGGUUAAGAGCAUUGGGCCAGUAACCGAAAGGUCGAUGGUUCAAAUCCCUGAGAAUGCAAGGUGGAAAUAUCUGCCGUUUUGCCCUAAGGCAAGGCAGUUAACCCCAAAUAACGACUGCUCCCCGUGCGCCAAUGACCUCGGUUAAGGCAGAAGACGCAUUUUGGUUGAUUACAUUCACUUGUGCAACUGACUAGGUAUCACCAUACCAGUAAUUCACCUCGAACAAAACGUAAUUUUUACUAUUCAAAAUAAGGUAAUGUUAAUACAUAUAGUCAGUCAUUCUCUGUUAGUAUGGACGAAGUCUGCUUUGUUGAUUUGGCAAUCCAUGAUUGAGGUAAUGCUGAAUACAUGAGGACAUUUCAACAGUUAUACACAUAGUUUGAGAUAUUGAAUGGUAUUCUCCCCCUAGCAUCUAAAUAAAUAAUUGGACAAACAGUCCUGGUUGUGGUCUCUAAACAUUUGCUAUGACAUCAACCAGAAUACUACUAUGUCUGAUGAGAUGUAGGCACUAAUUAUGAUGUCACUUAAUGGUGGAUAUAUGAACCGAAGUUACAGAGUCGAAGUGACAAGAAAGAUGAAUGCAGUGGCAAAGCCAUAGUGAGGUCUCAUAAUUACCGGCUCAAACAAAAGGGAUGGGACUAUAUGCUGCAUGCUAAUGAGAUAAUUCAAAUAACAAUGCACACAUUCUUAUGCUGGGUGCUGAUGGUAUCAAAUAGUCUCAAGGUAGAAGAGAGCAGCACGCUGUCUGGUCUAGCAGAAUCAUGUGAAUACUGUAGUGUUCUUUUGAAAAAUCUGGGUUUUCAUACAAGACAGAGAUAGACCUUUUUAAUCUGUCUGCAGUCUAUGAGCUUUUGUCUGAAUGCCUCCGUUAAUUCCUUUCAUGGAGGAUAAUGUCACCCAUUACUCUCAACAAGUAUUAAAACUUUUGGUGUCAUUAUGAUUAAAGUGACCCAGUUUUUCUAGUUGUUCUUUAUUAUUAAGGACCAUGUGUAUCUUUGACUGAAGAUCCCUCUGGGAUUUUUUUAGUUAUUAUUUUCUUAUAUUCUAUUCUCUUCUAUUCUAUCUUUCUACAGGAGAAGAAUCGUUGAUAAUCUUCCUGGAUAAGCAGAAGCUCAGUAAGAAAUCGGAGGGACAGGGAAACAGCUCGGUGGUCUCCCUGGAAGUAUUGCAUCAGUUGGCUGCCUCUUAUUUCACAGACCGCGAGAGCACCUUGAGAAGACUUCACCACUUACAGAUAGCCACCUCCGCCAUAAAGGUAAAUCUACUGCUACUCUCAGUCAUUGAAGCAUCCAGUUUAUUUUUCUGAAUAUAUUCGAUUAGUUUGCCAGAGUAUAUUCCAUUUUUCAGCUGAUUGUACAUGGAAGUUGUAUUUAGCCGGUUUAUUUUAAUGUAAAACAGAAUGAUGGUAGGCUACUGAGAACUUUGGCAUUGAGAAGUUGUUCUGUAAUACAAUGCUCAACUCUAGUAAAGGAAGGUUGCAUGGGUAAUUUUUUGUUGCUUAGCAGCUAACUACUUAGCAUACAUUUGAGUUCCAAACACACACUCUAAAAGGUAGGAUUAUCAUCAGCAUGCAUUGAGUACUGGUGUAUCAUGAUGACAGGAGGUGAGUGGGUGGACAGGGCUUGCUUUAAACUCAUUGAAAUAACAAAGUUCAUUUAAACACCGAACUGUAAGAUUUCUCAACUUUUCACCUUGGAUUAAAAAGAAAAGUAUUCUGAACAUUUGGGACUUGGCCGUGAUUUUAGAUAAGUGCUUAUAUAUGACAUUUUAGUCAUUAAGCAGUCGGUCUUAUCCAGAGCGACUUACAUUAGUGCAUUCAUCUUAAGAAAGCUAGGUGAGACAACAACAUACCACCAUCGUAGGAAGUACAUUUACGCAGACGUGGGAUUUAUUUAAAAUACUCUUUAAAGAGAGUUAGGUUUUCAGACGUUUUCGGAAGAUGGGCAGGGACUCCUUUGUCCUGACAUUAGGAAGAAGCUUGUUUCACCUUUGGAGUUGCAGGACAGAGAAAGAAGAGCUUUGACAGUUUGAAAGGGAACUGCCCAGUGCCAAGACAUCAGAUGUGGCAGAACGGAGUGCUCAGGUUCAGGGGAAAGGUUUGACCAUAGCCUGAAGGUAGGGAGGGGCAGUUCCCCUUGCUGCUCUGUAGGCAAGCACCAGGGACUUGAAAAUGAUGCAAGCUUAGACUGGAAGCCAGUGGAGUGUGUGCGGAGGAGCGGGGUGACAUGGGAGAACUUGAGAAGAUUGAACACCAGGCGUGCUGUGAUGUUCUGGAUAAGGUGCAGCCAAAAGAGGGUUGCAGUAGUCUAGAUGGGAGAUGACUAGUACCUGCACCGCUUCCUACGGAUGUUAUAGAGCAUGAAUCUUCAGGAGUGAGUCAAGAGAAAAGAGGAGAGGGCCUAGAACCGAGCCCUGGGGGACACCAGUAGUGAGAGCAUGUGGUGCAGACACAGAUCCUCUCCACACCACCUGGUAGGAGCGACCUGCUGGGUAGGAUGCAAUCCAGAAGUGUGCAGAGACUGAGACACGCAGCCCUGAGAGGGUGGAGAGGAGGAUCAAAUCAAAUUGUCACAUGCACUGAAUACAACAGGUGUAGACCUUACCGUGAAAUGCUUACUUACAAGCCCUUAACCAACAAUGCAGUUUAGGAAAAUAGAGUUAAGAAAAUAUUUACUAAAAAAAAAGUUCAUAAAAUAAUUAAGUAACACAAUAAAAUAACAAUAACGAGGCUUUAUACAGGGGGUACCGGUACUGAGUCAAUGUGUGGGGUACAGGUUAGUCAAGGUAAUCCGUACAUGUAGGAAGGGGUAAAGUGACUAUGCAUAGAUAAUAAACAGCGAUCUGAUGGUUCAUGGUGUCGAAGGCAGCAGAUAUACACUACAUGACAAAAGUAUGUGGACACCUGCUUGUCAAACAUCUCAUUCCAAAAUCAUGGGCAUUAAUAUGGAGUUGGUCCCUCCUUUGCUGCUAUAACAGCCUCCACUCUUCUGGGAAGGCUUUCGAAUAGAUGUUGGAUCAUUGCUGCGGGGACUUACUUCCAUUCAGUUCAAGAGCAUUAGUGAGGUCGGGCACUGAUUUUGGGGUUCCAAUUCAUCCCAAAGGUGUUCGAUGGGGUUGAGGUCAGGGCCCUCUGCAGGCCAGUCAAGUUCUUCCACACCAAUCUCGACAAACCAUUUCUGUAUGGACCUCGCUUUGUGCACGGGGGCAUUGUCAUGCUGAAACAGGAAAGUUCCUUCCCCAAACUGUUGCCACAAAGUUGGAAACACAGAAUCAUCUACAAUGUCAUUGUAUACUGUAGCGUUAAGAUUUCCCUUCACUGGAUCUAAGGGGCCUAGCCUGAACCAUGAAAAACAGCCCCAGACCAUUAUUCCUCCUCCACUAAAUUUUACAGUUGGCACUAUGCAUUGGGGCAUGUAGCGUUCUUCUGGCAUCCGCCAAACACAGAUUAGUCCGUCGGACUGCCAGAUGGUGAAGCGUGAUUCAUCACUCCAGAGAACGCGUUUCCACUGCUCCAGAGUCGAAUGGCGGGGAGCUUUACACCACUCCAGCCGAUGCUUGGCAUUGCACAUGGUGAUCUUAUGCUUGCGUGCGGCUGCUCGGCCAUGGAAUCCCAUUUAAUGAAUCUCCCGACAAACAGUUCUUGUCCACACACUUUCUGUAUAUAUAGUAUAUCAAGGUGGAUGAGAACAGAGGAGAGUCAGCAUGUUGUGCUGUGACUCAUAGAAAGCCUUUCAGACGCUUUUUUCUCCCCAAUUUCGAUCUUGUCUCAUCGCUGCAACUCCACAACAGGCUCAGGAGGCGAAGGUCGAGUCAUGCGUCCUCUUAACACCCGCACCAAUGUGUCGGAGGAAACACAGUUAAACUGUCAACUUGUAGGCACCCGGCCCACCACAAUGAGUCGCUAGAGCGCAAUGAGCCAAGUAAAGCCACCCCUGCCAAACCCUCCCCUAACCCGAUUGUGCGCCACCCUAUGGGACCCCCGAUCACGGCCAGUCGUGAUACAGCCCAGGAUCGAACCCGGGUCUGUAGUAACGCCUCUAGCACUGCGAUGCAGUGCCUUAGACCGCUGCGCCACUCGGGAGGCCUCAGAUGUUUUUUUCUUUAAAUCAAGCAGAAAGAGCCAUAACGCUAGUACUGUAGUGGUGUUCCAUUUAGCCUAUUAGAUUCAAGUGGGGUAUUUUAGGCUUUUUAAUGAUCAGACUUUACAUUAUUUAGACAACAUCCUGGUCAGCUAGUCAUUCAUAGUGUUCUUUAAAUAGACAAAUGUGUUGCAGUUUAUUUUAGAGUCCUUUAUUUUCUAGAUAUUUACCUGUGAAGCUACAUACCGUGUGGGGUAAGUUGUUCUCUGUUACCAAAUUGUGUCUUGUGUUCCCCAACCGUCUAGUUACGUCUAGAGGACAAAUGUCCCAUUUGACCAAUGGUACACUUGACAGUCAUGACUACAUACAGUACAAUCCCGUGUAGCUCAGUUGGUAGAGCAUGGCGCUUACAACGCCAGGGUUGUGGGUUCGCUUCCCACGGGGGAACAGUAUGAAAAUGUAUGCACUCACUAACUGUAAGUCGCUCUGGAUAAGAGCAUCUGCUGAAUGACUAAAAUGUAAUUAUAUGUUAUGACACUUAAGAUAUCCUCAAGAUAUUGUGAGUAGGUUUGGCCGUAGACUACACCGAGAGCAAAAUAUAAAGAUAAUGAUAACAAUAUGACAUGAUCCCAGUAGCAGUUCUAUACUGUAUGUUUACAGCUUGAUCUACUUUAAUUGAUUGAAAUACAUUUAAUUUAAUCUACUUCAAUAGCGCUGUUUGGACUGUGUGAUUAUUGGUCAAGUCUAUAGAGUUACCAUUAGCAUUUCACAGAGGACUGGUACCUUCAUAUUUGUCCGAAAGUUUCACAAUGGGCUGUACUAGCUGUAUGUAUGUUAGCUAACUGCAGGACUGUCUAAAUAACAUUAGCUGUCAGGUCCGAUUAAGCACCAGGAAUCAGUGUUUUGAACUACACUGAGUAUACAAACAUUAGGAACACCGGCUCUUUCCGUGACAUAGACUAACAAGGGGAAUCCAGGUCAAAGCUAUGAUGCCUUAUUGAUGUCACCUGUUAAAUCCACUUCAAUCAGUGUAGCUGAAGGGGAGGAGACAGGUUAAUUAAAGAAGAGGAUUAAAGAUUUUUAAGCCUUGAGACGACUGAGACAUGGAUUGUGUAUGUGUGCCAUUAACCGCAUUUCCAUCCACAGUUUUUAUGCGAGUAAAGUCAUACCGUAUAAAAACAAUCAUGACAACUGUGAUGGAAACAGGAAGUGUCUAUACAAUUUUAUAAAUGCCGACAGAUAAUUUGUUUGUUUGACAUGGUGGGAUCUUUUUGAGUCUAUAAAAUUAAUUAUGCGAGAAAUGGAGAUGGAAAUUCCUUUAUGUGCAAAUAUUGAUAUAAUAACCAUCAUAUCGAAGUAAACUUUUUCAGUUUGGUGGAAACACACCACUAGUGGGAAAAUGCGUUAUUUUCUUCAUGCAGAUUUUAUAAUAUUUGCAUGAAAAUCUGCCGCCAAUUGGAUGGAACCCUAGCUACUCAAGGGUUGAAUGGGCAAGACAAAAUAUUUAAGUGCCUUUGAACGGGCUAUGGUAGUAGGUGCCAGGCGCACCGGUUUGAGUGUGUCAAGAACUGCAAUGCUGCUGAGUUUUUCACGCUCAACAGUUUCCUGUGUGUAUCAAGAAUGGUCCACCACCACCACCCAAAUGACAUCCAGCCAACUUGACACAACUGUGGGAAGCAUUGGAGUCAACAUGGGCCAACAUCCCUGUGGAAUGCUUUCGACACCUUAUAGUCCAUGCCCCGACGAAUUGAGGCUGUUCUGAGGGCAAAGGGGGGUGCAACUCAAUAUUAGGAAGGGGUUCCUAAUGUUUUGUACACUCAGUGUAUGUUAUAGGACAGAUAGGUAAAAACUCAUAUGAAGAACUCUGCAAAUACCUGGCUUCAGCCCUGCAGUGCUUCAAGACGAGAAGCUGCUGGUUACAUUUUUGCUAAAUUAUCAUCUCUAGUAUGUGAGCAACCUACUCCUCAAUGCUCUGCCAACUGAGCUAAUCAUCCAUGAGAGAGUGGGAUGUGCUUGACCUGCCUGCGUACAUGCCUUUAGGCUUUGUGGUUGCAAUGAAACUUCUGGAGGAGGAAUGAAAUAUAUUAUCUUACGUAAUGCAGGGGGACCAUAAAGUACUUCAACUUAGUUGGAAAAUAUCACAGUAUGUGGAAUGCAGUAUAGUCCACAAUGCAUAGCAUGUAGUGCUGCACUGACUUCAUAUUGUUUGACAAGGGUCGAUUGAAAAACAAUAUUUUACAAUGAAUCAUCUGUAAAACACCUUAUUUACUGAGUAUUGUAGCUCACUGGCAGCAUUUCAUUGACAAGAAAUAAAAUGUACUCUUACAUAACUGCGAGGGAGAUUUGGAAGGAGAUUUGCAAGGGAGGUUUAUAUUGAUAGAUGCGGUAAAGACGUCAAUUGGAAUGCAGACCGUGGGGGAUAGAAAGAGGUCGCCGGAUUGGCACACAUCCAACAAAUCUGAUCUAACAAAGUUAAUAUUUGUCAAAUCCGUCAUGAUUGAGGUAUUGUAACAGGCCCACAAUUUGGUUACUAAAGUACGAUUAUGAUAUAUUUGACUGUUUUCGCUGCAUAACAUUUAGAAGUUAUUCCUUUUCAGGUUUAGAAGAAGUGACUGCUAAUGCUAACUCCUGUUCGUAUAAGCUGAUAGCAUAGCUAGCAUACAGAAAUCGGUGGUGGUAGUCAAAGCCAUUUUUAACUGCAAUGCAGUUGAUUGGUGACGAUGACAUGAACAUGUAUUGGGGUUGACAUCCAUGCAAGCAUUAUACUCUGAUUUUUACCUCAACAUGCUUUCCACCUGGCUACCCCUACCCCGGCCACAAGCUCUGCACCCUCCGCUGCAACUUGCCCAUCCCCCCCCCCCUCGCUUCUCCUUCACCCAAAUUCAGAUAGCUGAUGUUCUGAAAGAGCUGCAAAAUCUGGACCCCUACAAAUCAGCUGGGCUAGACAAUCUGGACCUUUUCUUUCUAAAAUUAGCCGCCAAAAUUGUAGCAACCCCCGUUACUACAUUUACAUAUUUAGCAGACGCUCUUACCAGAGCAACUUACAGUUAGUGAGUGAAUACAUUAUUGUUUUUAUUUUUCAUACUGGCCCCCCGUGGGAAUUGAACCCACAACCCUGGCAUGUGGGAAUUGAACCCACAACAGCUAGCACUGCGAUGCAGUGCCUUAGACCACUGCGCUAGUUACUAGCCUGUUCAACCUCUCUUUUGUAUCAUCUGAGAUCCCCAGAGAUUGGAAAGCUGCCGCGGUCAUCCCCCUCUUCAAAGAGGGUGACACUCUAGAUCCAAACUGUUACAGACCUAUAUCCAUCCUGCCCUGAAUUUCGAAAGUAUUUGAAAGCCAAGUUAACAAACAGAUCACCGACCAUUUCGAAUCCCACAGUACCUUCUCCGCUAUGCAAUCUGGUUUCCGAGCUGGUCAUGGGUGCACCUCAGCCACGCUCAAGGUCCUAAACGAUAUUAUAACCGCGAUCGAUAAAAGACAGCACUGUGCAGCCGUCUUCAUCGACCUGGCCAAGGCUUUCGACUCUGUCAACCACCGCAUUCUUAUUGGCAGACUAAAUAGCCUUGGUUUCUCAAAUGACUGCCUCGCCUGGUUCACCAACUACUUCUCAGAUAGAGUUCAAUGUGUCAAAUCGGAGGGCCUGUUGUCUGGACCUCUGGCAGUCUCCAUGGGGGUGCCACAGGGUUCAAUUCUCGGGCCGACUCUAUUCUCUGUGUAUAUCAAUGAUAUCGCUCUUGCUGCUGGUGACUCUUAGAUCCACCUCUACGCAGACGACACCAUUUUGUAUACAUCUGGCCCUUCAUUGGACACUGUGUUAACAAACCUCCAAACGACCUUCAAUGCCAUACAGCACUCCUUCCGUAGCCUCCAACUGCUCUUAAACACUAGUAAAACUAAAUGCACGCUCUUCAAUCGAACGCUGCUUGCACCCGCCCACCCGACUAGAAUCACUACUCUCGGCGGGUCUGACUUAGAAUAUGUGGACAACUACAAAUACCUAGGUGUCUGGUUAGACCGUAAACUCUCCUUCCAGACUCACAUUAAGCAUCUCCAAUCCAAAGUUAAAUCUAGAAUCGGCUUCCUAUUUCACAACAAAGCCUCCUUCACUCAUGCUGCCAAACAUGCCCUCGUAAAACUGACUAUCCAACCGAUCCUUGACUUCGGCGAUGUCAUUUACAAAAUAGCCUCCAACACUCUACUCAGUAAAUUGGAUGUAGUCUAUCACAGUGCCAUCCGUUUUGUCACCAAAGCCCCAUAUACUACCCACCAUUGUGACCUGUACGCUCUCGUUGGCUGGCCCUCACUACAUAUUCGUCGCCAAUCCCACUGGCUCCAGGUCAUCUAUAAAUCUCUGCUAGCCAAAUCCCAGCCUUAUCUUAGCUCAUUGGUCACCAUAGCAACACCCACCCGUAGUAUGCGCUCCAACAGGUAUAUCUCACUGGUCAUCCCCAAAGCCAACACCUCCUUUGGGCGCCAUUCCUUACAGUUCACUGCUGCUAAUGACUCCAGUGUUAAUACUAAAUUGUAAUUAUUUUGCACUAUGGCCUAUUUAUUGCCUUACCUCCAUAACUUACUACAUGUGCACACACUGUAUAUAGAUUUUCUGUUGUGUUAUUGAUUGUAUGUUUUGUUUAUCCCAUGUGUAACUCUGUGUUAUUGUUGUUUUUAUCGCACUGCCUUGCUUUAUCUUGGCCAGGUCGCAGUUGUAAAUGAGAACUUGUUCUCAACUGGCCUACCUGGUUAAAUAAAGGUUAAAAAUAAAAAAUGUAAAUAAAAUACAUAUCUAAACAAUAGCCUAAAUGUAACUAAUGUUGCUGGGGGGCAAUGAGGAGAUUUGGGAUCUUUCCCCCACGUGUUUCCAUGGCAUUUCCAUUGUUUGGGUCGAGUUCCAUUGACUUCUUUACCGCAUCUAUGGGUGAGAUAUUAUGAGGUCAAAGUGACACCACAACAUUUGCCAAUGUAAAACAUAAUUUACUGGUCAAAAUUGCUCAAUUUGUAUCUGUUUUCAUAGCUUUUCUAUGUAAGGGAUAAACACAGACGUUCUGUACAUUACCUUCGAAAUAAUGGACGACGCAGCGGGACGAGGCAGACAUAGCAUUCUCUGUAUAGGGGUGAGAUCGCAUUUUUAACAUGAAACAUAGUUUCCGAGGUCGGACAGGCAGACAGCAAGGUUUAUACAAACCAUCACAUACAAUAUUGUCUUUGAUAUACAGGUUAAGACAAGAGGAUUCUAAUAUCCCAUAACUCUUUGCGCCACUAUUCAACAAGGGACCAGCUUCUACAUUCGGAAUGACUGGGAGUGAAUGGUAGUAGCACAGAAAGUUUGCCAUCAAAGUGGAAAGUAAACACAAUCGUAGUGAACUUCAGCUAACUACUCAACUGCUUUAAUGACAUUCUAUUCAUUUAUUAACAGCCACUUUUUACUGGAUUACCUGACCGCUGGUCCCAUGAAUGUUUAUUUUUAACGCUUCCGCAUGGAAUUAUUACGUUGUCUUAACCUUCCCAUCUUCAACUUAUUGUAGCUUUUACUCAGGUCGAAAAUAUAUUUCAUCUUCAACAUAGCUUUUACUUCCUGGCAUAGGUCCACCCAUUAUGCCGGCAUUGACUAUUAAUUAUAUUUCUAUGUGUUAGACAACCUAACAACCAGGUACAUGAUUCACCAGUAGGCCUAAUAAGGCAUUAAAAUAUCUCCUUGUUUCCUAGGUAACAGAAACUAGGACCGGGCCCCUUGGAUGCAGUAACUAUGACAGCCUUGAUUCUGUUAGCUCUGUCUUGGUACACAGUCCUGAAAAUAAAAUACAUCUA
Coregonus sp. 'balchen' is the source of this 10291-nucleotide messenger RNA. NCBI's taxonomy places the organism in Eukaryota, Metazoa, Chordata, Actinopteri, Salmoniformes, Salmonidae. The record is from the annotation of a GenBank genome assembly.